AUGGCCGGCACCAAGAGAUCGGCUCCGUCGAGGAGCUUCUCACCGGAGGACAGCCCGAGCAAGAAGACGCGAAUUGACCGCCAUGUCGACAUGAAGCAGCGCGGCGCACAAGACAAGAACUUUGAGCGGAAACAGGAGGAGGAGCUGAAGGCCUCGACGGAGUACCAUGAGCAAGCGACGAACGAUAAAAAGAUGGCAGUGAAGAAGGACUCGAGUGUGAAAGACGAAGCCAAAAAGGAUGAAGAAACCCGAUUCCAGCCGACAGCCGUCAUCGACCACUUUCAGAACGACGUUACCACGUGCGACGGUCGCGACACAUCACCGACUGUUUUGCUCAAGGGGAAUGAUGAGAAUCUUCCCUCAAGUCGCAUGAAGCUUCAGGAGCCGGUCGAGAAGGAUGAGAAACAGAGGUGA
Messenger RNA from Sordaria macrospora k-hell, 414 nucleotides. RefSeq lists its product as uncharacterized. NCBI's taxonomy places the organism in Eukaryota, Fungi, Ascomycota, Sordariomycetes, Sordariales, Sordariaceae. The record is from RefSeq and is a predicted model, not a curated record.